AUGCGGCUACGUGGAGCAGACCGAGCUACAGGACCGAGCUGCAGGACCGAGCUACAGGACCGAGCUGCAGGACCGCGCACCGCAGAUCAUCGCUGGACAACAUUGGAUCACACAAAGGCGCCCAACGAUCGAGCCGAUUUGACUGCGCAAAGAGACUUUGGAAACGUGGAGCCCGUACACGAGCCACGGUGUGGAGCGGUGGUUGCGGUUAUAUGCGGCUACGUGGAGCAGACCGAGCUACAGGACCGAGCUGCAGGACCGAGCUACAGGACCGAGCUGCAGGACCGCGCACCGCAGAUCAUCGCUGGACAACAUUGGAUCACACAAAGGCGCCCAACGAUCGAGGUUCACUUUCCAUCCACUAUAGCCAGAGGAGGAGCCUGGUUCUUUCUGACACGGAUGGGAUGCAACCAGGGCUUCAGCGACAUCUUCAAACUCAUGGUCUGA
This is a messenger RNA of Knipowitschia caucasica, 447 nucleotides long. The record is from the annotation of a GenBank genome assembly. Lineage: Eukaryota; Metazoa; Chordata; Actinopteri; Gobiiformes; Gobiidae.